This is a messenger RNA of Oncorhynchus nerka (sockeye salmon), 4003 nucleotides long. Its product is annotated as aldehyde dehydrogenase family 3 member B1-like. The coding region runs from base 519 to 1943 and encodes 474 amino acids. Gene Ontology annotation, molecular function: 3-chloroallyl aldehyde dehydrogenase activity; aldehyde dehydrogenase (NAD+) activity. Gene Ontology annotation, cellular component: cytoplasm. The transcript is spliced from 10 exons. The record is from RefSeq and is a predicted model, not a curated record. Lineage: Eukaryota; Metazoa; Chordata; Actinopteri; Salmoniformes; Salmonidae. Gene Ontology annotation, biological process: aldehyde metabolic process.
AAACAGUCUGCCCACUUGAACCUGAAUUUGAUUCCAGGGAUUUGAUUUGAUACCAGGGAUAUUCAAAUAUUACCCAAUGAGGUCUGGAUUAGCCUACUGCUGUUUUUUGUUCUACCUGAUAAUUAAUUUAUCCCACCUGGUGUCCCAGAUCUUAAUCAUUCCCUGAUUAGAGGGGAUAGAAUGAGAAACAAAGCAGUAGAACUGGCGUUAUAGGUCCAGGGUUUAAUUUGAAGGGCCUUUAGUCUAUGGAUACCCAUGUUUCUCGUUAGCCCCCAGACAGGUUUACAGGCUUGUUUUUCAAGUUCUACCAAAAGUCUAGUCUGCUUUCCAGAUUAACUAGCCGCGUUGGUAGGAAAACCACUAGCACCCGGAAAUGCGCCACUUUCUUCGGGUUCCCAUAGCAAGGCAAAGCCACCGGCAAAUUGGAAUGUGAUUUAUCUAAGUUCAGAGACAGGUCUAAGAGUGGCUCGACAGGGCAACAUACGACCAUUUUAGCCUACCUUCGGGCAGAAUCAGAGAUGGCCAGCCAGAGCGAGGUGAUUGACAGGUUGAGGGCUACGUUCCGGUCAGGUGUGACCUUUCCAGAGCAGUUCCGUAUGACCCAGCUCCAGAACCUUCUCUCACUGGUUGAAGAAAACGAGCAGCUGAUACAAGAUGCUCUCCACAAGGACCUCCAUAAGCCCAAGUUUGAGUCGGUCCUGUCAGAGAUUCAGAUAACCCUGAAUGACCUGUACUUCGCCAUGGAAAACCUCAGGACCUGGAUGCAGCCGGAAUACAACAUUGGCAAGAAUCUGGCCACUAGGAUGGAUGACUGUUUCAUACGCAGGGAACCCUUGGGGGUAGUUUUAAUCAUCGGGGCGUGGAACUACCCUCUACAUCUUAUUCUCUUACCUUUGGUUGCUGCAAUUGCUGCAGGAAACUGUGCCAUUCUGAAGCCGUCAGAGAUCUGUCAGGCCACCGAGCAACUCCUGGCAGAACUCAUCCCCAAAUACCUGUCUCAGGACUGCUAUGCAGUACUAUGUGGUGGAGCAGAGGACACCAAGUCAUUGCUGAAGAAUAAAUUUGAUCACAUCUUCUACACAGGUUCCCAGGUGGUGGCCCGUUCCAUCCUGCUAGCGGCGGCACCUCACCUGACCCCUGUCACCCUGGAGCUGGGUGGCAAGAGCCCCUGCUUCAUCUACGGCCAUAUCGACAUCCAGAAGGCCGCCAAGCGCCUGUGCUGGUCCAAGUUCUUCAACACUGGCCAGAGCUGUGUGGCACCCGACUACGUCCUCUGCACAGCCCAGACCCGGGACGCCCUACUGCCCGCUCUCCGGGAGACCCUGCGGACCUUCUACGGGCCGGACCCCGGAGCGAGCCUGGACAUGGGGCGCAUAGUCACCCCACGCCACUGGAGACGCCUGGUGGACAUGCUGGAGAAGUCCAAGGGGAAGGUGGUGAUCGGAGGGGGGAGCCGUGAGGAGGACAGGUAUAUUGCUCCCACAGUGUUGGUGGACGUGCAGGAGUCUGAUGCUCUAAUGCAGGAGGAGAUCUUUGGCCCCAUCCUGCCCAUCCUAACCAUAGAGUCUCUGGAGGAGGGCAUAGACUACAUCAACCGGCAAGAGAAACCCCUGGCCCUCUACGUCUUCUCUGACGAGACCUCGGUAGUGACCACAGUGUUGAACAACACCAGUAGUGGUGGUUUCUGCGGCAAUGAUGGUAUAGUACACAUGGCCUUGCCAGGCCUGCCCUUUGGGGGAGUAGGUGCCAGUGGGAUGGGUAGCUACCACGGCCGCUGGGGCUUUGAGACAUUCAGCCACAGGCGGGGCUGUAUGAACCGGAGCUGGUUGCUGGAGAGGGUCAACGUCCUGCGCUACCCGCCCUACAGCGACUACAACCUGGGCUGGUUGCGCUGGGCCACCACCUUCAAGAAGAACAGCUGGGGAGGCUGCUCAGUCAUGUGAGAGUGGUACCCAGUGCGUGCCUGACUGUACUUCCAAAGCCGAUGUGCUUUUCUGAAAGGUCCAAUGCAGCCGUUUUUAUCUCAAUGUCAAAUCAUUUUGGGGUAACAAUUAAGUACCUUACUGUGAUUGUUUUCAAUUAAAAUGGCCAACAAGUAACAUCUUAGCAAAGAGCAAUUUCUCAAGCAAGAAUUUGCUAUGACUGCCUGGGAGUGGUCUGAGCGGGGAGGGGAAAACUAGCUGUUGUUGGCAGAGGUUUGGAUCUCUUAUUGGUCUAUUAACUCAUUUACCGCCUGGAGUUGUCACCAGACAUUCCAAGAGUCCCUUCCCACCUAAACGGGCUGAAAUUUCAGGCGGUCUUUUUAAACUGCUCUUUCACUAAAAGGGUAUUAUCAUUGUUCACAGUAUUAUUCUUCCAACAUAGUGUGGAAAUGUAUAAAACACAGAAGAAUCUAAAAAAUGUUGACUGCACUGGGCCUUUAAAGUAUCUGUUCAGUGUUCCAGAUUUAUAUUAAAAAUUUACCUAAAAUUUAAAAAAAUAUAUAUAAUUAAGGAUGUUAAAAACCAGGGUUUCUCUGUUCCCCGCUUUGCCUGAUUGGAAACAGUGGUUGGGUGUAUACUGACAUGCCAGAUCAGCCAAUGAAAUGCACAAACACUUGGAUAUUCAAAUGAACUACCAACUCCAUGUGGAGCAGUGCUGUAUGCACUGCCUAGCAGGCUUGCUUUCUUUUUGGGGGGGCCUUGGCUGUGUAUAGGUUGUCUGCCCUGUCCACUAAGAAUCCGAGUCACAUUCUGCACAUGUUAUUUUACGCACACUACGGAACUGCUGCUCACACUCCCCUUCCUUUACGUUUCUCUCUUUACUCACCCUCUUCUGAACUAUGAUACUAUGAUGCCUAUCUCUGCCUUAUGUUUCUGAACAGCUGAAAUCAAAUUAAAACUGCUGCAAUUUGAUUGAACAUUCCCCAAAAUAUUGUUAAUGCAACUCCCCACUUGAGUUUUGCAUAGGAACUCUGCGUUUUCCACACACAGGCCCUACUAACUGCUAUUUUGCUUUUCAAUGGUACAGCAUGAGUAGCGGUUCCACGGACCGGUAACCUCAGUCUGACAAUGGGCGAGUUCGUUCUGUGGUGACCGUGCGCUAUUGCCUCUUAUAUUGUUUGUCAACUACUGCCUACUAUACUGAACAAAAAUAUAAACGCAACAAUUUAAACAAUUUUACUGAUUUACAGUUCAUAUAAGGAAAUCAGUCAACUGAAAUAAAUUCCUUAAUCUAAGGAUUUCACAUGACUGGAGGGCAUAUGCCCACCCACUUGGGAGCCAGGCCCAGCCCAUCAUAAUGAGUAUUUCCCCACAAAAGGGCUUUAUUAUUGACAAAUACUCUGCAGUUUAUCGGCUGUCCGGUCCUGGGCUGGUUACACUGCGGUUGUUUUGAGUACUUGAAAAGAAGGCUGUACUUGUAUAGGGCCAUUGAGUCAGCAGAAAAGAGCUGUGAGAAAAGGGGAAAGAGGUGCUACCUGUGGUUCUGGUUUAACCAGGUUAUUCAAGGGAGGGACACAGGCUGCAUCUCAAUAGUCUUGAUUUGGCUUCCUUCCCUUAUCUCUCCUUUACCACGAACUGGAAAGGUGAAAGUAAUGUGGUAGAUACCAAUGGCUUUCACCUGUCCUGUUCUUUCAAAUCUUUGCAGCUGAAGGGAAGGAGAGCUGCUAUUACAAUCCACCCAGGGUGUGGUUUCAGUUCUGUGUGUUCACUGCUACAUCACAAUGGUCUAAACCUGCUUCUUCCACUCCUCUUGCUUUGACCCGUCAGAUCAGAAUAGAUGAGUGGAAGCCACUAUACUGAAAUGCACUGGCUGCCAGGGUCUGGAGGUAAAUGGUUUUUAGCACUGUUGCACAAAACCCCCAUUGUUCACCAUGGGGUUAGUAUAGUUCACAGAACGGUCUUAUGUAACAAUUUUACUGGGUUUUGUUAGACUCUGUGUGACAUAUUAGGUGGUGGAUGUUUUUUGAUUUUAAACGUUUUGUUCAGAAGACAUUAACUAAUAAAACCUUACUUUACAUAUA